Messenger RNA from Danaus chrysippus (African queen), 219 nucleotides. NCBI's taxonomy places the organism in Eukaryota, Metazoa, Arthropoda, Insecta, Lepidoptera, Nymphalidae. The record is from the annotation of a GenBank genome assembly.
AUGUCUGCGUCCGGCGGGACCACGCCGACGAUGCCGGAGGCGCCGGCGCCGGCGGGCUCCGUGCAGCCCCCGCAGCCCCUGCUGGACGAUCGGGACCUGGAGCCGCGGACGCCCAUGAAGAGGCUUGGCUCCACGAGGAAGCUAGCAGCUUUUAGCAUGUCUGUUGAGUGUUCAUGCGCUGGUCUGUUUAUAGCUGGCUCUGAAUACUGUGACGGAUAA